AUCAACCCAGUUCAUUUUAAUAAUAAUAAUUUAAUUAAUAAUGAGUUCAGUUUACAGCAACUUAUUAUUAUUUCCAACAAUCAUCAAUAAUAGUAAUCAUAAUCAUACUUGUAAUAAAGUCAUCCAUAUAAACAGAAAAUUCACUACUAGUAAUUUUCGUACAAGCAGUAAAUUACAUUCGCAACUAAUCGACACCACUAAUAAUGUAGUUACUGAUAAUCAAAAGGAAUUGGAAUUGGAAAUGGAAAUGGAAAAACAAGUGAUGGAAAGGGAAAAGAGAGUGAUAGUUGGGACUUACGGCAGAGCCCCUGUCGUGUUCACCAGCGGCAUUGGCUGUACCUUGUCCGAUAUCCACGGCCGUCAGUAUCUCGACCUGACGUCGGGUAUCGCCGUGAAUGCGUUGGGCCACGGGGACCCUGAUUGGGUUCGGGCCAUCACGCUUCAAGCCAACACCUUGACUCAUGUCAGCAACCUCUUUCACACCCUCCCUCAGGUGAAUCUUGCAGAGCGACUAGUAGCCAAUUCAUUUGCAGACCGUGUUUUUUUCUCCAACUCUGGAACCGAAGCUAACGAAGCUGCCAUUAAGUUUUCAAGGAAGUUCCAGAGAUAUACACAUCCUACUGAUAAGACGGACCCGCCUCCUACUGAAUUUAUCUCGUUUACCAACAGUUUCCAUGGGAGGACAAUUGGUGCGUUGGCCUUGACCAGCAAACAGCAUUACAGAACACCUUUUGAGCCCGUCAUGCCUGGCGUUACUUUCUUACCGUAUGGGGAUAUUGAUGCUGCUGACGACCUGAUAUCUAGUGGUAAAAUUGCUGCAGUGUUUGUGGAACCUAUUCAAGGGGAAGGUGGAAUUUACAGUGCGACCAAAGAGUUUUUGAAAUCUUUGCGUGUUGCCUGUGAUAAAGCCGGAUCUUUACUGGUUUUUGAUGAGGUUCAAUGUGGGUUGGGUCGGACCGGUUAUCUUUGGGCACAUGAAGCUUAUGAUGUAACCCCUGAUAUAAUGACUCUUGCUAAGCCUCUAGCUGGAGGUUUGCCAAUAGGAGCUACACUAGUGACUGAACGAGUAAAUACCGCCAUCAAUUAUGGGGAUCAUGGAAGCACUUUUGCAGGCGGACCCCUUGUUUGUGCUGCUGCGAUAGCUGUCUUUGAUAAGAUAUCAAACCCGAGCUUUUUGGCUAGUGUCACCAAGAAAGGUGACUACUUGAAAGAAAUCUUGAAGAAAAAAGUAGGAGGAAACUCACACGUGAAAGAAAUACGAGGAUGUGGUCUUAUUGUUGGAAUCGAGUUGGAUGUGUCCGCAACACCACUUGUGGAUGCUUGUCGGGAGGCCGGUCUUUUGAUAUUAACUGCUGGAAAAGGAGACAUUGUUAGACUUGUGCCACCGUUGAUAAUUUCCGAGCAGGAACUGGAUCAUGCUGUUGAGAUCAUAUAUGAAUGUUUACAUGUUCUUGAUGGAAAGAAUCCUUAGUAGGAGCAUAGUGGACGGGGGUUGUUUUUGUUGUAUUACAUAAUGACGGGGUCUGUUUUUUCAUUUCUAGUUCGGUGUACCUAAGGUAUAACCUCAUGCUUUAUGCAUUGUUUUAAGAUUGCUUUAUAAGCUUCAAGCUCUAUUAAUCAUGUAGUCUGAUCAUUGGUGCA
Molecule: messenger RNA, 1641 nt
Organism: Erigeron canadensis
Lineage: Eukaryota; Viridiplantae; Streptophyta; Magnoliopsida; Asterales; Asteraceae
Product: acetylornithine aminotransferase, chloroplastic/mitochondrial-like
Exons: 3
Coding region: 41-1471 (476 amino acids)
Biological process (GO): arginine metabolic process
Cellular component (GO): chloroplast stroma
Molecular function (GO): pyridoxal phosphate binding; transaminase activity; identical protein binding
Source: RefSeq, a predicted model, not a curated record